GAACUAGAGCAAUGUUACAAGCAAGAUCCAUAUAAAAGGAGCAUUAUAAUGAGCAAUUGCAUUUAAACAAUUCCAUUCUAUGAGCCAAACAGAACAACGCUCCACACCCUAAUUGCAAUGUCACUGCCCCUGUGAUAAGAUAUGUAUUGCUACAGAUGGCAUCCAAUAGUAUUAUACAACCAACCAAGGCCCCUCAGCCAAUUACACAAUGAAGCAGGAUUCAAAACAUUAUUCCCCGUAUACUGUUCCGGUACCACUGGUGCUUGUCUGCUCAAAUGAUUAUCCUGAUGAGCAUUUGCUUAAUGGCCAGCGAUUGGCAUCUCUGAUAAAAGCAAACAGAUUAGCACAUUGCUCUGCAAGCAAUUGAGUCCAGCUCUAAGGCAGUUGUGUUACCCUUGAUAGCAGCUCAUAAUAAAUGGCAGUGACUCUCAAGCAAACAUCGGCCACGAUGAGUUCAGCUGCGCUCAUGAGAAUUCACGGCAAGUCAUUAAGAAUCUCAUCGGCUCUGCUCCACAGGGAGCGCCCUGAAAUAAUGUGAGAGCAACUACAUUGCAGCCAGCUGCAAAGGUUUCUAAUGGAACAUAAAAUAUUGGCUGCCUCACAAAGAAGAUCGGUGCUGUCUAAUCC
Messenger RNA from Coccomyxa subellipsoidea C-169, 627 nucleotides. RefSeq lists its product as hypothetical. The coding region runs from base 209 to 367 and encodes 52 amino acids. The record is from RefSeq and is a predicted model, not a curated record. The transcript has a single exon. NCBI's taxonomy places the organism in Eukaryota, Viridiplantae, Chlorophyta, Trebouxiophyceae, Coccomyxaceae.